Synchiropus splendidus (mandarinfish) is the source of this 3007-nucleotide messenger RNA. RefSeq names its product G protein-coupled receptor 161a (gene gpr161b). Gene Ontology annotation, biological process: G protein-coupled receptor signaling pathway. The record is from RefSeq and is a predicted model, not a curated record. Lineage: Eukaryota; Metazoa; Chordata; Actinopteri; Syngnathiformes; Callionymidae. The coding region runs from base 545 to 2119 and encodes 524 amino acids. The transcript is spliced from 6 exons. Gene Ontology annotation, molecular function: G protein-coupled receptor activity. Gene Ontology annotation, cellular component: membrane; recycling endosome.
CUGUGCGGGAAGCUUUGAUCCACUUGGGUGGUCCAGCAGUUUCAUUGACGUUUUAAUGUCGGAGAUUAUAAUUAAAAACAAGUUUUAGCUUUGCGCUACUUCAAGUUACUUUAGUUAAGCAAUGAGUAACUAAGCAAAACAAUAAAAACGAGCAUGAUUAAAAAUUCACGUUUAAAAAAAAAGGAAAACACAAGAGAGUAUCGUGGUGUCACGCCAUAAAACAUUGAAGACGAACACUGAGUUUAAAUGUUUCUUGUCGCGCGGAGGCAGCGUCGAUAUGUUCCGCUCGACCACCCACAUACCGAGGUGUCUGCGGGGCGAGGGGGCUGAAGGAGCCGCCAUUGCAGCUGCGCCUGGCCGCUGGAGCUCCGGCUGACGAGGGAGACUCGGGAUGUGGAGGCGGCUUUAAACGGCCCCGGGCGACCGGACUCUGAAGUGGAAUGGUGGCUAGGCUCGGAGAAAUGGGUCGCCUGCGGUGGAGAGAGAGUGGAGGAGCGCCGUCGAGUCGAGCCAGUCUUCAUGGUCUCCACCAGCUGCUGUCGCCAUGAACUCCAGUCGGAACUGCAGCGUCCCAGGCAAUGGCGCGGGUGUGGCGGCCCUGGAGUCGGUCUCCAUCGUCACCAUCAACCUCCUGGCGUGCCUGGGGAACCUGCUGAUCGUGGUCACCCUGUACCGCCGGCCCUAUCUGCUCACCCCCAGCAACAAGUUUGUCUUCAGCCUGACCCUCUCCAACCUGCUGCUGUCCCUGCUGGUGCUGCCCUUCGUGGCCGUCAGCUCGGCCAAGCGAGAGUGGGUGUUCGGGGUGGUGUGGUGCAACUUCACCGCCCUCCUCUAUCUGCUCAUCAGUUCGGCCAGCAUGCUGACGCUCGCCGCCAUCGCCAUCGACAGAUACUACGCCGUGCUCUACCCGAUGAUCUACCCCAUGAAGAUCACGGGGAAUCGCGCGGUGGUGGUCAUCGCCUACGUGUGGCUCCACGCGGUGGUGGGCUGCCUGCCGCCACUCUUCGGCUGGUCCUCCUUCGAGUUCGACUGCUUCAAGUGGACCUGCGUGGCCUCCUGGCACAAAGAGCCCAGCUACUCUGCCUUCUGGGUGGUGUGGUGCAUCCUGCCGCCGCUCUUCAUCAUGCUGGCUUGUUACGGCGUCAUCUUCCGGGUGGCUCGGGUCAAAGCCCGGAAGAUCCACUGCGGGACAGUGGUUGUGGCUCAGGAGGACGCGCCGCAGAGGAACGGACGCAAGAACUCCAGCACCUCCACUUCCUCCAAUGGGAGCCGGAAGAGCCUGGUGUACUCCGGGAGUCAGUGCAAGGCCUUCGUCACCAUCCUGGUGGUGAUCGGCACCUUCCUUGUGACGUGGGGGCCGUACGUGGGCGUGGUGUGUACGGAGGCCAUGUUUGGAGCGGCCAGCGUCUCCCAGGGGCUGGAGACCCUGGUGGCCUGGCUCUCCUUCUGCAGCGCCGUCUGCCACCCGCUCAUCUACGGCCUGUGGAACAAGACAGUGAGGAAGGAGAUCUUGGGCAUGUGCUUUGGAGACCGCUACUACAGGGAGUCGUUCGCGACUCGUCCCAGAACGUCACGGCUCUUCAGCAUCUCCAACAGAAUCACAGAUUUGGGAAUGUCUCCUCACCUGACGGCCAUGUUGGUGGGGGGCGGCCACGUGCUGGUGCCGGAGAGCAGCACCGGAGACACGGGCUUCAGCUUCACACAGGACUCCUGUACCGACGUCAUGCUCCUGGAGAACUUCUCCACAGACGGCUCCUCCCACCCUCAGUGUCACGGGAAUCCCGGCGGGAAGAGGAGGAGCUCCGUCACCUUCGAGGACCAGGUGGAACAUUCCAAAGCCGAAAACACGUCUUCAGUCCAGGUCCACGCUGGAGCCGACAAGUCUCUGGAGACCUUCGCCGCCUCUUUAGCCAAGUCUAUAGAGAGCGACGCCAAACUGGCGCUGUUUGGGGACCAGCCGCUUCCCACGGGACUCUUCACCUCCCGGUCCGUGUCCAGACCCAGGUACCUGGACGGCCAGAGACUCAGGCUGGAGAGCAUCGACGAAGGGAUCGUCAAAGACGACCGUGAUGAAGAGGACGAGCAGAACCGACAUGAGAAACUUCACUCAGGUUCCUGAAGGUUCCAUCGCUUCUGAAAACGUUUGGUACCACUUCACUUGGUCCGCUUUCAUUUCAUGUCACCCCAGUUGUGUUGAGUGACCACUGGGAUCAGGUGUUGUGUGGGAUGGAGGAGAAUCAGUUCAGAGGUUCUGCCAGCAGGUUCAGACUGCUUCCAAAGAGAGGGCAGCCUGAGAAGAAGCUGCUACAACCUCAAGUUAAAAAGACUUUCAAUUGCGAUUUAAGUGAAACGAUGAAGCUGCUUUUACUCCAGAAUGACAGCAUCAGCAAGUCGCUGUCCAUACAGUUCUAUCUGAAGGCAUCAGCGUCCUGAUCUUUGACUGAAGAUGCUGCUUCCACUUAUCUCGACUCUGGUACCUUUAACUAAAAGGUACAACACAGCAGAGUCACUUUCAAUAUGGUUGGAGCCACAACUGUUGAAGACCAGGUGGUUCUGAGGCUUCAAUACGCCCAGUUUCAAGCUUCAGUAUUGAUGAAGUUGACGUUAGUGUCACGGGUGGACUCUGGAACAGGUUCGCAGAUCCUGAACCAGUUAGUGUUGAGCAGUGCGCUGAUGUAUUUGUCAAAAUAAAACCAACCUAAUUUGUUUAUUUGUUCAUUUCAGGUUGGUUUCGUUUUGAAAAAUUGUUACUGAGCUGAAAAUGUUAUUUCCAACAUUCACAGGUCCUCGAGUCUCCUCUUGUGAGUCUGGGUGAAGUUGUGAAAGGUCGUCAUGUUUUUUCCAUCGUGGUCUUUAGUUUCCUUCAGCGGUACAUGUGGCUGAGCGCAGUCGCACCGUAGUCUUACCUCGCGUGUUAUUGCUCCUUUUGUAAGACGUUUAUUAUUAUUAUGACGUGUAUUAUAUAGCUUGUUUGGAAUCUAUUUUGUCAUUUCCAAAUAAAAAAAAA